Molecule: messenger RNA, 1091 nt
Organism: Amborella trichopoda
Lineage: Eukaryota; Viridiplantae; Streptophyta; Magnoliopsida; Amborellales; Amborellaceae
Product: transcription factor bHLH53
Biological process (GO): regulation of DNA-templated transcription
Molecular function (GO): DNA-binding transcription factor activity; protein dimerization activity
Source: RefSeq, a predicted model, not a curated record
UUAGGGUUUGAAAGAGAGCGAGAGAGACAAAGAAGCAAAUUAACAGCCAUUGACUGCCUUUCCUGCACAAAUAUCCCGGAUCUUCUAACUAGUUUCCAACAUGGAUUCAUGCCUUCUAUCUGAGUACCCUUGCACUCAUGAGCUUUUCUCAUUCAACCAUAUGGAGGACUCAUUUGCAGAAGAAAUACUAAGCAUAUUCAAUAAUUGCAAUGAAACCAUCAACCCCUGCCUCAUGGAUUACUUUCAAACCCAAGCUCCUGAAAUUUUCUUCAAUGACCCAUAUACUCUUCAACCUCAGACUCUUCAGUUCGACGAAUAUGAGAGUUUGUAUUCCUUUGAACCAGUCCAAAAACGACUGAAGCCAUGGACCCAAAAUCACACAAUGGAAACCCAAUAUAACCAAUAUAUAAACUCUUCUGAUUCUUAUUCAGAUAUGUAUUUCAGUCAACAUGAGGGAAAUUACUGGCCAAUGCCCGAUUACAUGCCGGAAACUGCUUUUCCGGCGAAAGUUCCUCCAUUUUCUGGUGGGGUAAUGCAAAAACCAGCAGAGAUUUUAUCAGCUCAAAGCAUUGCUGCUAGACAGAGGAGAAAGAAGAUUAGCGAGAAGACGAGAGAGUUAGGGAAGCUUAUUCCUAAUGGAACUAAACUGAACACUGCUGAAAUGCUUCAAGAGGCUUCGCAGUAUGUCAAUUUUCUUCAGGCCCAACUCUCACUUCUUAAGCUCAUGGACUCCACUUCAACACCAAUUGAGGAGGAACUUGGGGUCUUAUGUGGCUCUCUCACAAUUCAAGAGAAACUGUGUGAAGAGGGCAAAUGCCUUGCCUCAACAAAAUUUAUGAAAUCUUUGGUCCAAGAUUCAAAGAUACUGGGUGACCAUGCUCUAUCUAAGGACCUUAUGUGCCUGAUUCAGUCUCUAGAAACCUAGAUCAUGUAACUCUUCUUGUAAUGUGAAUAGUCCUCUUGAGGAAAAUCCUUUGUUUUUUGCUCAAAGGUGCAGCAGUUUUGCUUAAGUUCUUGUUAUUGCUCUGUAGUUUAAAUUGAAUUUGAACCACAGGAUUCUUGGAUUAAUGAAAACUCCCUCUUUUUUCCAA